CCAGUGUCAGGGUGAACUUGCUUCAACACCUUGUAGAUGUAGAUAGCAUAGCUUUCCUUUCUCUUUCCCCUUCUCUUCUUCUUUCCAUCAGCGGCGGCCUUUGCCUUACCGGCUUUCUUCUCGCCUUUCUUUCCUGCAACUUUGGGUGCCAUGUCUGUAGAUCAGAAUGGAUUUGAAAUACCCGAGAAAUCGAUCUUUCUCGUAUUUAUACUAGAAUGACUAAAAGAUCGAUUAACAUACGGAUCGAAAUCCGCGGUUCCUGAUUGGUGCUUUGCAUGGUAUUUCAAUAAUUACUUCAGGGGUCGAUGUUUUUUGCAUGUCAUUUACUUUAUAUACAAAGGCUCUUUGAAGUGUCAUUAGACAACAAAGUUUUGAUUGGUUCUUUUCGAUCCUUCUUGCAUAAGAAAUAACCUAUAAAUUUUACAGUUUGCAAGAUUUUUAGCUAACAGAUCCACAAUUUUCGUGCGUGAGGUUAAGUUCAACUGCAACAACUAAACAUGUCUGGUCGCGGUAAAGGAAAGGCAAAGGGCACCAAGUCCAAGAGCCGCUCAUCCCGAGCAGGGCUUCAGUUCCCAGUUGGUCGUAUCCACCGUCUUCUUCGCAAAGGCAACUAUGCUGAGCGUGUUGGCGCCGGUGCUCCAGUGUACUUGGCUGCCGUGCUCGAGUAUUUGAGCGCCGAGAUCCUGGAGUUGGCGGGCAACGCUGCUCGUGACAACAAGAAGACAAGAAUCAUCCCCCGUCACCUUCAGCUGGCUGUCCGUAAUGACGAGGAGUUGAACAAACUGCUCGCCGGUGUCACCAUCGCGCAGGGAGGUGUUCUUCCCAACAUCCAGGCUGUACUUCUGCCCAAGAAGACCGAGAAGAAAGCCAAAGCUUAAAUAAGCUUUGACUCA
Molecule: messenger RNA, 893 nt
Organism: Orbicella faveolata
Lineage: Eukaryota; Metazoa; Cnidaria; Anthozoa; Scleractinia; Merulinidae
Product: histone H2A
Cellular component (GO): nucleosome
Molecular function (GO): DNA binding; protein heterodimerization activity; structural constituent of chromatin
Source: RefSeq, a predicted model, not a curated record